Molecule: messenger RNA, 909 nt
Organism: Neofelis nebulosa (Clouded leopard)
Lineage: Eukaryota; Metazoa; Chordata; Mammalia; Carnivora; Felidae
Product: ferritin heavy chain-like
Exons: 1
Coding region: 179-727 (182 amino acids)
Biological process (GO): intracellular iron ion homeostasis; iron ion transport
Cellular component (GO): cytoplasm
Molecular function (GO): ferric iron binding; ferrous iron binding
Source: RefSeq, a predicted model, not a curated record
CAAACCCCCACCUCCGGAGUAACGGACUUCAUUCCAGCCGCAUCUCGGAGACUGCCGCCAGGCCUGCCUGGUCGGCUACUCUGAAAAAGCGCCGGAGACCCGCCGCCACCGCCUUCCGCCUCGCCGCCCUCGUUUCUGAGCCGCCUUCGCCUUCACCUUGGUGCCAGCGCCGCCAGCCAUGGCCACCGCGCCGUCCUCUCAAGUGCGCCAGAACUACCACCCCGAAUGCGAGGCCGCCAUCAACAGCCAGAUCAACCUGGAGCUCUACGCCUCCUACGUGUACCUGUCGAUGGCCUUCUAUUUCGACCGCGCCGACGUGGCCCUGGAGAAUUUCUCCAAGUUCUUCCUGCGCCAGUCCCACGAGGAGAGCCAGCAUGCCGAGAAGCUGAUGCAGCUGCAGAACCAGCGUGGGGGCCGCAUCCGCCUCCACGACAUCGUGAGGCCUGACCGCGACAACUGGGAGAGCGGCCUCAACGCCAUGGAGUGCGCCUUUCACCUGGAGAAGAGCCUGAACCAGAGCCUGCUCGACCUGCACCAGCUGGCCACCGACAAGAACGACGCCCAUCUGUGCAGCUUCCUGGAGACCAACUACCUGCACGAGCAAGUCAAGGUCAUCAAAGAGCUGGGGGGCUACAUCACCAGCCUGCGCAAGAUGGGGGCCCCGGAAACCGGCAUGGCAGAGUACCUCUUUGACAAGCUCACCCUGGGCAACAGCGACAAGCACUGAGUUGGGACUGCCUUCCCAUAGCCACAGGGUGCAUGGUGACUUCCCCUGGUCACCAUGCCGGGCAUGCAUUUUGCAGUAUUGCGCUUGCAAAUCCAGUUUCUUCUUCCAGUUUUGCCAUAAAUAAAUAAAGUUAUUUGGUUUCAAUACAGUUAUUUGGUUCCUAAAGAAAUAAAGGUCCUCUG